Messenger RNA from Beta vulgaris subsp. vulgaris (sugar beet), 1779 nucleotides. RefSeq names its product choline monooxygenase, chloroplastic. The coding region runs from base 57 to 1397 and encodes 446 amino acids. NCBI's taxonomy places the organism in Eukaryota, Viridiplantae, Streptophyta, Magnoliopsida, Caryophyllales, Amaranthaceae. Gene Ontology annotation, molecular function: iron ion binding; 2 iron, 2 sulfur cluster binding. The transcript has 10 exons. The record is from RefSeq and is a predicted model, not a curated record.
GGAGUGAAGGAAAAAACACUCCUUACUCGAAAGAAUACGAGUAAAAUCUAGUAACAAUGGCAGCAAGUGCUACAACCAUGUUGCUCAAAUACCCAACUCUUUGUGCUAUGCCAAAUUCCUCUUCAUCUUCAAACAACAACGAUCUUCCUACUAGCAUUCCUCUUAAUAACAAUAACAAUUUAUUAUCAAACAAAAACAAAAUUCUUCAAACACCAAAUAUUAAUACUUCUACUAAUAAAAUCAUCACUAAAGCUGUUGCUUCCCCUGUUUUUCCAACUCUAAAAACCACAUCCAACACACCUUCUUCCAUUCGAUCACUUGUUCAUGAAUUCGACCCCGAAAUUCCACCUGAAGAUGCUCUUACACCUCCUAGUACUUGGUACACUGAGCCUGCCUUUUAUUCCCAUGAACUUGAACGUAUCUUUUACAAAGGAUGGCAAGUUGCAGGCUACUCUGAGCAAGUAAAGGAGAAAAAUCAAUAUUUCACUGGCAGUUUAGGGAAUGUUGAAUAUUUAGUAUCUCGAGAUGGUCAAGGCGAACUUCAUGCAUUUCACAAUGUUUGUACACAUCGUGCAUCAAUUCUUGCUUGUGGAAGUGGCAAAAAGUCAUGUUUCGUAUGCCCUUACCAUGGAUGGGUGUAUGGCUUAGAUGGAUCACUCGCCAAAGCCAGCAAAGCAACUGAAACACAAAAUUUGGAUCCUAAAGAACUUGGGCUUGCACCCCUAAAAGUUGCAGAAUGGGGCCCAUUCAUUCUUAUCAGCUUGGACCGAUCUCUAGAUGCUAAUGCUGAUGUUGGAACAGAGUGGAUUGGUAAAUCUGCAGAAGAUGUUAAGGCCCAUGCUUUUGAUCCUAAUCUAAAGUUCACCCAUAGAAGUGAAUUCCCAAUGGAAUGCAACUGGAAGGUUUUCUGUGAUAACUAUCUGGAUAGCUCUUACCAUGUUCCUUAUGCUCACAAAUACUAUGCAGCUGAACUCGACUUUGACACUUACAACACUGAAAUGAUCGAGAAAUGUGUGAUUCAAAGAGUUGGUAGCAGUUCAAACAAGCCAGAUGGAUUUGAUAGACUUGGAACUGAAGCAUUCUAUGCUUUUAUUUACCCCAACUUUGCUGUGGAAAGGUAUGGCACUUGGAUGACUACAAUGCAUGUCGUUCCUAUGGGACAAAGGAAAUGCAAACUAGUGGUGGACUAUUAUCUUGAGAAAGCCAUGUUGGACGACAAGGCUUACAUUGACAAGGGCAUAGCAAUCAACGAUAACGUGCAGAAGGAAGAUAAGGUGUUGUGUGAAAGUGUCCAAAGGGGACUGGAGACACCAGCAUACCGCAGUGGCAGAUAUGUGAUGCCAAUUGAGAAAGGAAUCCACCACUUCCACUGUUGGUUGCAUGAAACUUUGCAGUGAUUUUCGGGAGCUUAUUUCUAUGGUUUUACCAUGUCACAUUAAUAAUAUAAUUGAUGUUGGGUUGAGCCUAUGCUCCUCAUGCAAUUAAGUUAUUUUGUGGUCAUGGGAAAACCCUUCCAUUUCUAGUAUAGUAGUAGUGUCUGGUGCUAAUGUCCCAUAUAAAUAAAAGCCAUAGCACCUAGUUUCCCCUUCAAAGUUAUAUCCUAAAUAUUUAUGGGGAACAUAUGAGAUUGAGUAUGAACAUUUUAUCUAGGCAUAUGUGUGAUUUUUAAUUUCUUUGAACAAUGAGGGUAAGAUUUGUGUGGAUGUUCGUCAGAUUUUAUUUUACUAUUUAUAGUAGAAAUUGCUCCAAUUAUAAAUAUAUUUUGCUUUUACGUUUUUA